Messenger RNA from Paramuricea clavata, 22663 nucleotides. NCBI's taxonomy places the organism in Eukaryota, Metazoa, Cnidaria, Anthozoa, Malacalcyonacea, Plexauridae. The record is from the annotation of a GenBank genome assembly.
AUUUCAGGAGAGGAAAAUGGAGAGAAAAAUUUUGUCAGAAAUGAUUCAAAGUCGUCGCCAACACGAGGAGCAGGAAGGAGAUCCCUACAACCAGUAAGUUGCUUUGCCUCAAGUGCUGUAUAUUAACGUUUGGGGAAAAAACAUUUACAUCAGUGGGUCAUUUUAGACCGUGUAGACCACAUAGACUUAUCAUUUAGAAGAAAACUUCAGAUAGGUAGGGACACAACUACCUGAAAAGUACAAGGAGAACUUCGACGUUUUUAGCGAAAGCCCUUCGUCGGGAAGUUAGUAGCGAUGGUCCAGAAAAUUGCAUGAUCUUUUAUACUAGUGAAUGCAAAAGCGAUCACGUGACAGAAAAUAAGCCAAUCGAAUGGAUUUAGUCGAAACAAAGUGUAAACAAAAAAUGUAGAUCACAUUACAGAAUAUAUUAAAACCCUAAAACCCGUAAAUGUUCUCUCCCGAAUCAUUGUCGAAUGUUCACGAAAGACGGUGUCACUCCGACCUUUACGGUGACAUUUUUGCCGUUCUACGUUGUAGUGAUUGCCAUGAACAGCUUAGUAAGUUGAAAUGUAUCCUCUUUUGUGAUAAAAUGAUUUAAGUGAUGCGUUAAAUUAGGAUUUUUUACUGGCUUUUUGAGCAUGAAAGCCAUUUGAGGGUGUUCAUGCCAAUUUACGUGCAAACUGAUGACGUUAUUUGACUUGUUUUUAACAAUCGUUCAUAAUUGAUCGAUGUCGAUAAGAGCCGUCAUGUCAGCCUAGACCCAGGCCUUUACUCGGCUGGCUUUGGCAGGUUUGGUCAAUUUCGGGCUAGCAUUUGGUAAGUAUCGCCAUGGUAUCGCCUAGGUCCCAGUCUUCUCAUGUGAAAAAGCGCUGAAUAUUAAAAAAUAAUAAAAAUAGAAGGCCUAGGUCUUAGGCUGACGUCAGGUGACAUUAGUAUAGGAAAUUACAUGGUGCGAGAAGUAUUAAUGAAAAAUCGCACGCGUGUUUGGCGAAAUAUUUAUUAGUAUAGGUAAUCAUGCGUUGUUGCUCGUACAAUUAUGGAUUAAUAGUACUCGUGAUGUUUGGAAAUUUGCCAAAUUGGACUCGCUCGCCCCCAUUACUUGUUUAUUAUUAGCAUGAAAAAUUGGAUACUUCUCAAUGUUAACACCAUAUAUAUUCUCUCGCCAAAGCCCAGUCCUGCCAGACUUUCAACCAAAAUUUGGUGCUUUUGUCCGUAUUUUCAUUUAGUUCUUUUGUUAAAGCAACAUUUGGUGCUUUUGUUCGUAUUUUCAUCAAUAGUUCCUCUAGGGCAAUUUCAUUUCACGCAUGUGUUUAAAAUACCUUUCCGCCAUUUUAUUAGUUUUGGGAAAAUCACUGUACUCCUCUCAACCAAUCAGCAUCCAGUAAUUUUGUCAUGCUAAUAAUAAUUCUUAUAACAUAAAUAAGAACUUAUUGCAAAAUAAGAGCUCAGAAAAUAUCAAUUUUCACGUUGUUUGUUUAGAUUUUUUGUUUAAAUCUCUGCACUCGCGUGAGCGCGGAGUGCACGCGGGCUCGUGUUCGUGCCGAUUAAUCUUCAAUCGGCACACCUGUGCGAUUAGUGUUUAUUCGUUUAUUUAACCAAUCAGAAUCGAGUAAAUUGUCUAAAAUGAUGUUAAUACAGUACUCUGUAUAAAGUUGAAGCUUUACAUUCACUGCAUCGAAAGUUUACAUUACGUGCAAACAUUUUGUGAGACGCAGGUCAUCAUUGGUACAUAUAUGGUAUGUUCUGCGGUGUGCUGAUUAUCACAGCACUCAGCACAGAAAGCCUAUACUAUAGUCGCAGGCUAGCAUUGUCAUAAUACUUAGAGAAUGUUAUCAUCGAGUGUGUUGAAGAAUGACUAAUUUGUAUGUGUUUCAUCUUUUUUUAUUUUUAGCCCGAUAGAUCGCCAAAAUUUGAUCGUAAGGUUUCCCUAAAGGUAUGUUUUGUCUUAAUUUGUAGUACACGGCAAGCUCGGUAGACCCAUUGCACUUAUAUUGGCCCGUAGCAAAAUUUAUAUGCAUUGAAAACCACUGGAGUUCAUUACUGAGCUGGGCGGGCUGAUCGUCCGGAAUGACUGCGGUCAUGGUUAGGAUCGGGUUAAAGGUUAGGGUUCAAGAUUAUUACUGUUACAGUUUCAAAAACGUCUCAAAAUUUAUUCCGCACUCGUUCCUUGUGCGCACGAAUAUUCCUCCUUUUACACUCACCGCGUUCCGCGUUGUUUUCCAAAUGCCAUGUAUGAGCUCAUCCUAAGACUCGCUAGAAGUGGUCUGUAGCUAGGAAACGCUACGCAGUACUUGCAGUAGAUGCACUAAUAACGUAUGCCAUGGAAAAGGGCUUUACCCUCGAUAUCAGGGGUGGAAAAAGUAUCCGACCACUGAGCCAUUUUGUCCCAGAAAAUUUUUAAGUUGCCAGAAAAAUUUUGGAUGGAGAGAGAAAGAAUGAAAGAAGGAAAGAAAAAAUGAAUGAAAAAGAAACAAACGAACACACAAACAAAUAUUAAGUAAAUGGAGUAAGAAAAGGAUGAACUAAAUUGCAGUGCAAAUGUGAGAUCAACAAAGGCUUGAGAGCAAGGAUGCACAAGUUUGAUUACACAACUUUAAACAAUGUAAAUAAAUAAGUUCAUUUAGGUUGACUCGAUCAAGCAACUGUUUGCUUCGUUUUCUGUUCUUGCCCAGUUAGCCACAUGCCUGAAUAUUGGAAGGAAUAUUUUGUUCUGUCCCAGUGGUCAGAAGUCACUUUUUUCAGGCCUGUUCAUGCAGUAUGCUUUAUUUUCAGCUUUGAUAUGUAUCAAGAUAAGUCACGGUUCAAAAUUCUGCAAAACUGCAUACUUUUCGGAGUGAUAGAUUUCAGAAUAGUCGAAAACGUAAUGCUAUUGGACCUGAUCAAAAACGUUUCUGUGUUUGAUUUUUCGCUGUUAGACCGUACGUUUAGAUCCAGAGACAUACUGUAUGUCAAUACAUUAACAUCAUCCCGCCUUCAAUCCCUUUCCAGCAAAACGUGAUGUUGUAAACAGCCGCUUAGGACCGACUGAUCUUCGAAUAGCAUUUUACUUAUUUAGAUAGUUAAUCAUGCUCAUUCAGCCACGUGUUUUAACUUUUAAACCUAUUUUCCCACUCAGUUAAUAUUGAUUGAGUAUUUGUACUGAUGUAGGAAAUGAAGAAGAGUUACAAACAUGAAAAAAGACGUAUGGCAAAGAAAGUAACCAGCGCUUUGCUUGAUCCUGCUGUUAUAAUAUUGUCAUCCUGGUUAAAGGUCAGUCUCAAUAUUUUUUUGUUGUGCUGUUCGCCUGCGGCUGGUGUAUUUUUACGCUUUCCAAAAGCCUCGCAAUAUCCCGCGUGCAUGGAUGACGCUAUAUAUCCUGAACGGAAAACCGUUUGGUAUUCCCUUAAUAGUUGCACGCACUCUCCUUCCACAGAUAUGUCCGUUUACAAAAUCUUCAAGGGGCCGAUUACAGGGAGCACUUUCAAUCACCGGUCACCGGGGUUGAACUCAGCCCUGCUAACUGGGUUGAAAUUUUUUGUGAUGACAUGGACGUUUUCAACCCCGGGGUUGAAAUGCUAUACGUUCCCGACAUUGAUUCCCGGAAGUAAAAAAGUGGCUCCAUAGUCUCCAUUUUGUUUUCUUGUAAUAAAUAGUCACUACCACGCAUGCUCGAAUAAUUUCAGCCCUGGGUUGAAACGAUUACAUGAGAAAAUGUUCAACCCAGUGUUGAAAUUUCAACCCUACUAGCUGAAGCAGGGUUGAAAUUUCUACCCCGGGGUUGAACUCAGCCCUGGGUUGAAAAUUUUGUCAUGUAAUAGCGCGUGUGAUUUUGAUAGAGUUUUGUAUUACAGACAGGGCUGAAAUUUCAACCCGGUCAACAGGGCUGAGUUCAACCCCGGGGUUGAAAAUGCUCCAUGUAAUCGGCCCCUAAGUUCAAUUUUAACACCAAGUAUCAUUCAUCAAGGCGUAAGUUUCACAAGCCAUGUACAAUAUCCAAUACAACACGGCCGCUCAUGUUGUAAAUACAGUAUAGUACCUAUUAGUACACCUGUAUUAUGCACCAUGAAUAUAGUCCAGAUUAGAAUUUGUGUUGUAUUAUUCUCCCUGGCGAGUACAGUAUUGGUAUAAUUUAUGUACCUACGGUAUAAGCUCGUCAGAAUAACUAUUAACAAAAAGUACUUAAUUAUUUUAAACUAAACUAUAUUGCAAUUAUUUACAUAAUAUAAAAUAGAUAACAAGAAAAUAAAUCUGCUUUACAUGAUAUGAGUGGCGUGCUAAAGAUUAAAAAUUGUUAUAAUAGAGAAUAAAUCUGCUGCAUGCUGAGUGGGAAAUAUUCAGAUUUAUAUUCAGCCUUAAUUCUGCAGGGGGGGGGGGCUGUUCUAUGCCACCGCACCACUAUAACUGAAGGAAUUCUUUCAAAGUAGUUACAGUAUAGUGCGUGGAAAAGGAACUGCAAGCUUCCUCAAAGUGUUCCUUAGAGAAUAACUUGAAACACAACUGUAACUCUUCAAAUUGUCUACUUGUGUUUGUAUAUAGAUCAGAGGAACUUUAAAGAACUGGGCAAGAUUUUGGUGUUUAGUGAAACCUGGUGCCCUCAUCAUUUACAGAAAUGAUAAGGUAGGCCUGAAUAUUGAAUCGCUCGGGCUGUCAUGGAAAAUUCGCCAUCCAGUUAUAAUACAGUGGUUGGAACGUUCCAUUGGUUUUCAUUGUUUUGAAACACCCUUUGUUCUCCAUGCCAUCCAGUCCCUCUAUUAGCAUUUAUGGAAACGCCUAGUGUCAAGGGGUUAAUGAUGUUCAGCGACCAGAUUGCCAAAAGUAUAACAUCCAAUGUCCACUUUCAUUUUCCACUAGUUGUUACUCUUUACCAGUUUAUUCUGAGUCACAGAAUAAGACUGGGUGGUGCAAAAAAAAUGUUCCGCCUCUUUGACUUAUUUUAAUUAAAAAAACUAAAGAAGCCAUUUUAUUCAAAUAAAGUAUAUUGAACGCAGUAAUGUCUAACUUAAAUUUCGGUAGAAAAUAUAGAAGAUGUUUAGCCAGGAUUAAACAUAUUAAAAGAUUAGACGUUCUCUGACUAAAUAUUAUUUAUUAAUACGAGCUUUCGGCUACCAGUUUGUAGCCUUCGACGGGUGAUAGAUUAAUGACAAAAGGACGCUAUAACUAUAUUAACAAAUAAUAUACCUAAAAUACUGUUAUUAACUAUGCUAUAUAUGAACAUAAUAUCUCCACUACAUAUUAUAUUUCAUAUAUAUUUGUAGCAUAGUUAAUAAUAGUAUUUUAGGUAUAUCAUUUUACAUUUGAAAUGUUUUCUGUGUUGGUGUACUCAGGUGAAUAUGAUGCUUGUGAUGUUACUCUGAGUGUAUAUCGAUAUCGAAGGAACUAGACUCAGUUCCGAAAUAUCACAUACUCGAACCGACCAGACCGCGUAGCUCAGUUGGCAGAGCAUUGGGCUAGUAUUCCAAAGGUCGUAGGUUCGAUUCCCACCGUGGCCAGGCAUAUUUUUCAAGCUUGCCCGGUGUGGAUCACUCAGAGUAACAUCACAAGUAUCAUUUUACAUUUCUUAAUAUAGUUAUAGCGUCCUUUUGUCAUUAAUCUAUCACCCGUCGAAGGCUACAGACUGGUAGCCGAAAGCUCGUAUUAAUAAAUAAUAUUAGUCAGAGAACGUUUAAUCUUUUAAUUAAAUUUUGAUGUAUGCCUUGAACAUUUCCAUAGAAUAUUAGCCGAGAUAUAGCCGUUUAAACGGAAGAAGCGAAAAAUGGUAGAACCAUAAUGCAAAUUAAUAGACCAUUUUUCGCUUCUUCCAAAAACGCUACCUUGAGUGUAAACACCUAUAUCUCGGCUAAUAUUUUAUAGAAAUAUGCAAGGCAUAUACAUCAAAAUUUAAGUUAGACAUAACUACGUUCAAUACAUUUUAUUUGUAUAAGAUAGAUUUUUCAGUUUCUUAAUUACAAUGAGUCAAAGAGGGGGGGGGAGGGGGGGUGGAUUUUUUUGCGCCACCCGGAGACAUUUUGGUUUGUUCCGUACGUGAAUAGACCUUAUGCAUAAUGACAUCACAAGGCUUGAUGCCCGCCAGGAAUGCUGGUCUUGGUAGUCAUCGCCCGGGAAAAUGCAUGUCGAUACUGGAUUCUGGAAAAUUCGAUACUGGAAAAUUCAUGUCGAUACAUUUUGAAUUGUUUAAUUUUCCCGCGCGAUGACUACUAACACCAGCAUUCCUCGCGUGAUUAAGCCUUGUGAUGUCAUUAUGCAUAAGGUCUAUUGAAUAUCCCGAGUUGAGCAACCAAUCAAAUUUCGCGAAAAGCACUAUCCACCUCCUGAGUAUACGCGCUAAUGCGUAUUAGCUGAUUUACUGUGUUGAGGCAACGAGGACAGCCGGACAGGUUGCUUUGACCGCGAAAUUGUUUGAAAUUAAUUCCUUACAUUUUAAUAUGUUUGUCAGGAGGAGCAGUGGGUUGGUACCGUCAUUUUGAAUGGUUGCGAAGUCAUUGAACGGCCAUCAAAGAAGGAAGGAUUCUGUUUUAAAAUUUACCAUCCUUUACAAAAUUACAUUUGGGCUACAAAGGUGAGACCCAGGAAAAAACAUGAGCCGCUAUAGUGUGUCUGCAUGGAGUCGGCUGCACGACGGCAGGAUACCACGAUCUUCUUUUGAUACCACGUGGAUAUCCACGACCGUUGAUGGUAUAACCCAGAUUAUACAUUAGUAUUUAUAAGUUGAGGCAUUUUUUGUUUAUUUUUCGGGUCCAUAUUUUGUAGUUUUAAAGUUUUUCAAGUAUUUUUACAACGGCUGAAAAUAUCACUAUCCACUGGAUUGCGCUAUCCAACCUUCGUACAACCGACCCAUUUAUUUAUUUAUAAAAAUCUUUUAACACAGUAAUUAUUUCCACUAAUCAACCAUAAUAUUUUAACUGAAUAAAAUGAGAAACGUAAGUACAAGUGCAAGUAUAAUUUUUAUAACUCCUUGCGUUUUAAUCCUUGCAGGGUCCGCGAGGUGAAAUUGCAGGGGCUUUGGUUGGUAUUCCUUUACCAAAAGAUCACUUAAUUCUGAGAGCUGCUUCAGAAUCUGAUGGUGAGUAAUUUCUCUUAGCCAUCUAUAUACCGUAUAGUGAUUACCUCAUAUGAGAGAACUUGCGAUGCUUUCGUCUGAACUGCAGCAAUGUAGAAACAUACUGUACAUGCAUGGCUGUAGAAGUUAGGGAGGCAUGGAAAGACGCUACCACCAUAGUGUAAAGACCUGUAAAGGUUCAUUUCCACUCAAGAAAAUUUUCCACGGACAAAAAAUUUUCCGAAAAUGUCAUUGUUAAAAGGUGAAAAUUUUCAACUUCAAAAUUUUUUUCCGACGGAAAUUACAAUUAAACGUCGAUUGGCUGUUUAAAAUUAGAAUUGUAAACAUGCAAAAAUAUGUAGGCGUGGUUGUAGACGUUUUUGGGAGUGACGGCGAUACGAAUUUUUGAUGCGAUUCCACAGUUCCGUGAAUUUCGCAAUAACUCCAAAUUGAGAACUUCAAAACUAUAUAAAGAGUUACAGCCAACUGUAAAGUCACAUGAAGGCAGUAAAGCUGCCUUUCCAAACCUACCCAUGUAGAGUUACUGCUGUACAGUAGCUAACCAAUUCAAAAUCUAAGGUAUCUAAACCAUGGAGUUACUGUAGGCAUCUAAACCUGGAGUUACUGGCUAACAAUGUAAAAAAUCGUGUGCAGCUAGCUAUCUAAACCUGGAGUUAUCGGCUAUAACAACUCCAAAAAUUAUGGGGAUCUAGCCAUUAAUUCCAGGUGUAAGAUAACAGUUUUUUGAAUUGUUGCUAAAGGCUGCAUUUCAGUUGCGUUUUCUUUCGUACAUAUACUUACGGAAAAGUUCAAAUUAUUAAUGGUAAUAAAUGUUACUUGUGAUUUAAGGACUUGUGCUUUUAAUUUUCUGUUCGAUUUUAUGUUAUUUUCUGGGGUGAUUAUUACGGAUCUCACCGAACUGUGGCAUUGUAGCAAAAAUACAUAUCGCUCUCACUCCCACAAUUGUCUAUAACCACACCCACAUAUUUUUGCAUGUUUACAAUUCCGAUUUUUAACCGCCAAUCAACAUUUUAUAGAAAUUUUUACCAGGAACGGGAUUGGCUGUUUAAAAUUAGAAUUUCAAACUUUCAAAAAUAUGUAGGUGUGGCCAAGAUGUAUGUGGGAGUGACAGCGAUAUGAAUUUUUGCUACAGUGCCACAGUUCGGUGAAAUCCGUAUUAGCACUUAUAUAAACUUUAGAAAGAAAGUUUUCCGUGCCUAUGUACAAACGUAUGAAAAACGCCUUGCUGGAAUGCAGACUUAAGCUCCAUUCGAUCAUUGACCAUCUCCACAAAGUACAUUCUCCAGGAAUGGAGACACGAAGUUUCACAAUACGCAAUUCCAGCUUUUAGUUUAUGCGUGCAGGGGACGAUGGGAAGUAAGGUAUCAUAUUGCUGAUUAUGCUGAAAGAAAUAGAAAUGGUGGUCGUGUAAACACGGAGUGAUAGCUUAUACAGGGUGUUAGCCAGAAGUAAAAAAAAUCCGCGUUUACCUGAAAUUGAGAAAUUUAUUUUAGCCUAAAGCCGGGCAUUUCCUUGUGGGUCUGGGGGCAUGCGGUUGCCCCCUCUCGAUUUUUAAAAUUUCUGUGUCUUUGAAAUGGCAUUUCCCGCAUUUUGGGAGUAAUUUCGAGGAAAUGUAAUUGUAAACAUGUUUUUAAUGGCGUGUUAACAACAUUGAAUUUCUAUAACUAUUUUUUGGCUGACCCAAAUUGGGAAAUUGCGACCUCAAGGCAAUUGGGAAAACCGAGUUUAACGCGGAAUUUUUUACUGUAGCUAACACCCUGUUAUACUUGAAAGGUUCGGUUGUUUCGGCAGUUUUUAUUGAAAUUUUUCAGCAUAAUCAGCAAUAUGACUCCCGUCACCCCCUGCGCGCAUAAAUUAAAAGCUGGAAUUGCGUGUUGGUUCUGUGCACCUUGCUCUCCACUUUGUAAUCUUCGGCAGAUGUUAAUUGUUCAUUCUUACUACAGUACAUGUUCGAACCAUGUCAGACUCCUUUUUCUUAGCUUCUCAGUCAACUUACGUUGUUCUGUCCGUUCUCGCCUCAGUCAUUUGUGAGUAUGAAACGUGCGCUCCAUCCUUGCGAUUCCCAUUAAAAGAAAUUUUUUUUGGCCAUUGUCAAAUAUAUUUGAUGUGGAUGCAUUCAGAACAUGGACUAGUCAGUGCUUUAAAUGUUGCAGUAUGUCUAAUACGUCUAGUUUGUCAAUAUGUUAAGGUUAUUUAUUAUCUAAGUUUGUAUUUCUAACUGAUUAAUUUGUAAUUAUGGAGUUAAACCUUGAUUGCAGCUUGCUCUGUUGUUUAACUCCUUGUAUAAUGAUGUACGAAAGCUUAUUAAAACUAAAACAUUCUCUAUAAACAUAAUAGAGAACUUAAGCAAGCAACGUUUUUUCGACAUCACGAGAAGACUUCAGUUCAGUAAUUCUGCAAUGUUUUGAAUAAAGAUAUUGAAAUCUUCUUAUUUAAAUCUUCUUUUUGAUCAUUCUAGGCAAAUGUUGGUUGGAUGCUUUGGAAGUUUCACAUAAGCAGGCGUACAAUAUGCAUAGAGACAAUAAAGGAAUGUGAGUAGGCUGAUUUCUAGUACACUACCGCUCAGAAUGAAUACAAUGAAAACUCAGUUUGGGCACCUUCGAUUUUCCGACCUAAACGUCUUUUAUUUUCACUUUUGAUUCCCCAAUAAUAGUCUUGACUCGUACGCAAUCCGUUCUUAUAUCCUUCCAAUACGACAUAUUUUAUAAUUAUAGCAUUUGUAAAUUCUGAACGCUGAUUGGCUAAGAGCCGUGUUGACAUAAUUCAAUGUCAACACAGAAAAUUUCUUUCUUUAUAUUUCUUUGUGCUCUAUUAUAAAAACAAUAUAAAACAUUUUCCGUAUUGAUAUAGAGUUAUAUCACCGACUCGUGGAAAUUGAGAAAACUCGAAAUUGUGUGUUUCUGUUUUCGUUUUCCCAAUUUCCACUGGUGUUGAUAUAAUGGGCCAUUCCAAUUUAAUAUAGGCAGCCCCCUUUAUUGGGGGGUCUGGAUAUCCUAUGAGGGGAGGGGUUUUUUACCUUAAAUUUUCCUAGAGGGUAGCUUAAGAGAUUUUCCAAAAAAUAGCCAAAAUUGGGUGUUUUAGUGAAAACGAUAUCCUAAAGGGGGUAUAAAGAUAUCCAUGAGGUAACUUCCAAAAAUCGCAUCCAAGGGGGUUCUAAAUUGUUUAUAUCCUAAGGGGAUUAUGAAGGGACCCCUCAAUAGGAGGGGUGCCUAUAUUAAAUGGAAUGGCCCAAUGCAGAUAUCAACACGGAAAGAUGCUUCUCUAUUUACAGUAUUACUAUAGAAACUCAAGUUGUACAUGGGCUAUAUGAGCCAUCUUGAACCAUAAAAUUGUUUGCCUUUAGUAAUAUAACUGAAACAUUCUGUGCAUUGUAAAUUGUAGGGUGAGUGACCUUUAUGGUAAAUUGACUUCAUCUGAAGACCGAGAAGAGGAAACAGCGCAAGGUACAGUAAAGCAUACUGCUGCUUGUUUCGUAACGGCACUCUUCUGAGACACUCCAGUCAUUGUUUCAUGUAUAUAUGCAUCUUAUGAAACAUCACUCUCCGUAUACACGCAGGGCCACGAGAUUUAUCGCUGGUCUUUGACAUAUAUAACAAGACGUACACUAUAAAUCUUUUCACAUCUUAAAACAAUGACAAGAAAAUAGUGAGAACUAGGGGAUUUGUAACUACUAACUAAGGAACAAGUUGAAAUAAAACAGCAAUGCAAUCUUUUGCUUCAAAAUUUUUGCUGUUUUAAUUUUCUGAACCGCAUUUAUCGUCCACUUUUUUGAAGAAGAACCUUAAUCAUUGUUAAAUAAGUUCAGCUAUGGCCAGUGUUCCAUUAAGCAAAAGAACGUGGACAAAAAUAAUGAGCAUGCAGCGUGUAAUUCCAUCAAAUAUUAUUUGAUUUGUAGAAUGAUUUCUUCAUUCUGGACAACCUUUUUCACCGUGGCCACUUAAAAUAUUAUGAAAGUCCUGUACAUGACUGGAUUGUUUAGCAUGCAAUUCAACUAUUAUAUAACAUUGUCUAUAAAUCACGGCAAUAUUAUUGUCCUUUUGUAUGCAUUAAAUGAAAUUUUAGUCUAAAAUGAUGCCAUAAGGGCUCAUUUAUAUCAUUAUAUCCACACUGAAGGAAUAUUAAGUGGCAAUUUAUGAAAUCCAAAUAUGAAAUUUUCUGUGUAGCUCGUUAAGGAGCCAUAGCUGGUUUCCUGGUCAGUCAUAGCCUGCGAACAGGCUCUCAAGCUGAAUUGAGAGCCUGCAUCGAUGACUAAUGAAUUUGAAUAUCUGCGUCUCAAAUCGUGACGCGAAAUUCUCAUUGGUCAGAUGCUAUAAUUUAUAUUAUUCCGCUGAGCUCUAAAUAUGUCAACUGCUGAAGCACUAUGCACAAAAAACACAUUAACUGAUUAAAUUGGUCUUGGCCAUCUUAUCUCAAAGCACGAAAUGUUCUGUUUUGAGAAAACAGUAUUUAAAAAAUUUAAACUUAAUGCUUCAAUAUCUUAUAUUUCGAAAAACAGUAUAAACUGUACGGUCUAAAUUUAGUUUGCAUGGUCUAAAUUUAGUUUGCACGAAAGUUGUAAACAGCACCAUAUAAGGAUAGACAUUCCAUAUUUGGAAAAACGAACGUUACGGGGCAGAUAUUCAAAUUCAUUAGUCAUCGAUGCAGGCUCUCAAUUCAGCUUGAGAGCCUGUUCGCAGGCUAGUUCAGUCAGUGAUAUAGCAACACCUAUAUAAUUAGUCCUAUAAUUUUUGGAACACAACUUAGUUCUAGACGUUCUUGUGUUACAUAUUAGUUGAUAUUUUAUAAAUGAUAUGCUGUAGUUAUAAUUUUGUAAGUAUAUUAUUUUCCUUUUAUUCCAGCCAUUGGUCAUCUUGGCAAUGGUGAACGAGAUAUUGAUGAAAUGAGUAAUGACGCUAUGGUAGGUUAUUCUGAAGUACCAGGGUCGAGCAAAUAAAUAUUUUUGACUGUAAACCCUUAUAACGCUUAUCAUUAUAUAACCAACCGCUAAAUUAUAUUAUAAGACUUACAUGUAUGUAACCCAAUAACGCUAUAGUACAUCGAUCAUUGCCUGCAUAUUGUUUUAUCAUAUGACUUUCUGACAGGACAAAUCCGAUUCUGAAGACGAAAUUGUUGAGGAUCAAGAAAUUAAAGGUACAGUGAUAUGUAUGUAGCCACAAUAACUGAUUCGCCAGUAAGUAUAGGGAUAGAUUAGAUAAAAGAGCUUGGGAUUGAUAGGAAUGCAACUACCUGAAACAGGGUUCGUACAAAACUUGAAAGUCCUUGAAUGUCCUUGAAUUUGAAAACAAAAAUGCAAGGCCUUGAAUGUCCUUGAAUUCUUCUUGCUUUAGUUUUUGGAUAUUUUUUGAAAUUGUUUGACAUUCAAGAUAGACAUUUUGUUGAACUGAUUUUGCAUGUUCAUAUCUGACCUCAUUAUAAAGUUACGUUUUGAACAAUUCAACGUCUGAUUUUGCUGAUUUCUAACGCCUUCUCUUCAGUAUAUAUUUAGUCCUUGAAUUUGCUGAUAUAUGGCCUUGAAUGUCCUUGAAAAGUCCUUGAAUUUGACUCUUCCUGACAUGUACGAACCCUGCUGAAAAAUAACAAGGAGAACUUCGACGUUUCGAGCGAAGGCCGUAUCUUUCCGACGAAGGCAACUGACUUCGAAACAUCGAAGUUCUCCUUGUAUUUUUCAGGUGGUUGAAUCCUUAUUCAAUCCGAACUUUUCUUAUUAUUCGCACUACCUACACUAGCACUGACCGUUGUAGAUUAGGUAACGAAUUCCGAUAUUUAUACUUUGAAUUAUAGGGGUUUUUUACACUCUGGCAAGAUAAGAAUCGACUAUGUAUAGUCAGUAAUUCUGCAAUGAUGUGACAGAGUACUGAUAUAUUCGGACUGUAAAAAGGAACCAAAGUUUUGUAAGUUAGGUACUGGUUUUUCCCUAGAUGAAGGUGAUGAUGGACCGCUUAUUGAAUCAACAUACAUGGAAGAAAAUGAACCUGAAUAUCUUGGGGAGGUAAGAAAAGAAGAAUGGUGGGUGGGGGGGGGAGGUUCCUCCCCCCUCAAAUCCAUUCUUUUAUUUGAAACGUUUCCCGGUUGGGCUCAAAUGAGGUUACGAACAGGCCCUCCUAUUCUGGAUCUAGAGUAAACUAAGCCCAUAAAAUGGCCGCUAGCAUGAAUUGGAUCCCUGAUGUGGCAUUAACCAUUAAAUUUUCCCAACUAUUAAUAUUUUUCUCAUCCGUAUUAAGUCAGGGGAGGCGACCGAGGAUAUGGAAGAUGAGGGGAAGAGUAUUUUAUGGAGUCUGAUGAAACAGGUAUAGUCAUUUCAUCUUUUUUGUGCAGCAUGUAUGAAAAACAAUUUUUGCUAAUACACCAUUUUGCCAGUGCAAAUAGUUUCUACUUUCAGUCCUCUCUGGAGCAAAACAUCAUAUACUCGGCCACAUUUUAACCUAAGAAGGCCGGAAUAAGGAAUGAGGCCGAUUAAUGCCCCCAGCGGCAGCGAGGACUGCAAAAAUUUGCAUUCAGCAGAAUGGUGUAUUUCUGGGACAUGUCCAUACUCUAUAGACUGGCAACUUGUGUAGAUGAUACUGUACAAGCAACUGAAACUAUAAAAUUUUUCUGUUUAUAUUUUUAUGUAUAGUUGCAUCACCUACACAACCUUGUACCCAGGCUAUUUUCUCUCAUGCUCUGGGUUACGAGGAUGCACCUACACAAGUUUAAAACCUGGAUCAAACGUCCGCAUGUAUUUACUGCAUGCUUGUAUUCAAAAGACUGGAAAUAGUAUUGCCUUCGCAAAGCUCUAGCAAAAAGUUUAAAGAAAAGGACGAGAGUGUAAACUCAGUAUAACUUCUUCUUGCCACAAGAAAAAAGCAGUGAAAUUCCGUUUCCUUUCCCAUACAUUUAUUCCUAUUAUUUUGGCAGACAUUUUACUCGUCAUUUCUGUUUUACGUUCGAUCGCUGUUGUUCAUAAGUUCGUGGUUGGUAUUCUUCGUUACCUCCACUGGCACCCAGCGAUAAUCUAUUGCCCGAUUUACACUAUGAAGAGUAAAGGCCCAUUUCCGCUCAAGAAAAAUUUCCACGGACAGAAAUUUUUCCCAAAUUGUCAUUGUUAAAAGUUGAAAAUUUUCAACUUCAAAAUUUUUUCCCUCGGAAAGUUUGUGUCAGCCAAUCAACUUUUACACAAUUUUCUUUCUGCGGAAAAUUUUCAUGAGUGGAAAUGGGCGUUUAGGGUAAGUUUAACCCGGCUAAGUGGAAACACGCCUAAUCCUGAUUCGUAACUUGACAUACCACACCCGAACAGCGUAUAUGUUAUUCGACUGCUUCAUGUUUUUUUUAUGUAUUUGGCUUUUUAGGUUAAACCUGGUAUGGACUUGUCCAAAGUUGUGCUGCCAACAUUUAUCCUUGAACCGAGAUCAUUUCUUGAUAAAUUAUCAGAUUUUUAUUAUCAUGCUGAUAUCCUUUCCAAGUAAGUCUGAUAAUGUUUCUACUGUAUGCACUUUGACGUUACAAGCAGCAGUGUCAUUCUUUCGAGCAUUUUAAACAGGGGUUGGUUGUACGAAGGCCGGAUAGCGCUAUCCACCGGAUAGUGAUUUUUUCAAGCUUUGUUAAAUCAGUCGUUGAAUGGUAAAACUCGUAUUAAAGUUUAGUAAUAAAUACUAGAACAAAUAGUAGAACAAGUAGAUUGGAAACCUAUAGGUGAUAUAUAUAUAUAUAUAUAUAUAUAUAUAUAUAUAUAUAUAUAUAUAUAUAUAUAUAUAUAUAUAUAUAUAUAUAUAUAUAUAUAUAUAUAUAAAAAGCGUAUCUUGACUUUAAUGCAUGAUGUAUAUUAUAUGAAUGUUCCACAGGAUUUGCAAAACCUAUUCACACGGACUGCGAGAGUAGGAAGACGAAAACAGAAGUUUAAUGUGGUUAGGUGUAAAACCGAAAAAGGAAGGACAUCUUUACGGUACAGAGGUCCUAUAUGGAACCAACUUGAUAAUGACACUAAGGCGAUAGUUAAUAAAAUCACAUUUAAAACUAAAAUUAGGAAUAGUCCAAACUUAGAUAGUAUAAAUUUUCUUAAAGAAGCAGCUGUAAAUAACAACAAGAAUACUAAAGACUUCAAAUAUUUUUAAAUAGGUAUGAUUUUGUAAAUUUUAUAUUACUUUAGUUUCGCAGGUUCACAUCAGCUUUUAGGUGACAUAAGUAUUUAACCUGCAUUAUGAAAUAAAGUUAUAUGUAUGUGGAAUUUAUAAGUUAUACUUCUGCUUGUGUCGUCUAUAUUCGUCGUUUCACAGUUUUUCAAGCAUUUUACAAAGGCUGAAAAAAUCUCUAUCCGGUGGAUAGAUCCUCGUACAACCGGCCCCAGGCCUCGAAAUAACUGCCGGUCAUUGAUAGGUAAAUAUUUCAGUUUGACCAGCAAAUAUAUUAUCGCUUACCGGACAAGCAUGUCCAAUGGAGUUUCACUGAAACUGUGUGGCUCAGAUAUGUUAUGGGAAACAACUGUUUUGUUUGUUACCAUUCAAAUACGAAAUAUUCUUGUGAAUGUACAAAACUUCGUAAUACACGAAUUUUUCUCUUCAACAUUUGUAAUUUUUUCUCGUUAUUCUCGCCAAGAAAGUUACUUCAGAAUAAUUAUCAAAUGCGGCGAAAGCUGACAGGCGAAAGCUGCUGUGACCGAUAAAUUUCAUAACUCACCAGUGAUGAUGAGCGGUAUUUUGAGGCCUCUGGAGAAGAUCACGCAUAAUUCUGAUAUUUUUUGACUGAAUACUGAUGAACUAUGCAACAAAGCUGUAACAAUGAUUUACAUCAUUAAAUCCUUGAUGGGCUAUUAUUGAAGCAAAACUGCACGAAAUUUAAGCCAAAAAUGUUUACUAUAAAGAACUGAGGAGGCACAGAAUAAUUAUCUUGCACCAAUAUUUUGCGAAAUGUCCGCCACUUAGGUCAUGGUGUUCUUUAGGCCAUCUUUUUUAUGAUCAAAUGCGCUUCCAUCUAGUAUUAGACUUACCUGAUUACAUAUUUAGCCUAGACUAUUUUAUCUUUUACAACAAUAGACAAUUCCCAUUAUAGACUAUUUUUUAUCUUGUCAAAAAAAGUAUAUUCCCGGAAAGAGCAUACUAAAAUUAGUAAAAUUGCAAAGUUCGGUUGCGAAAUGUUGUAAAAUGCGGAAAAUAUAGCAUUGCAAAGUUCGCAAAUUUUGUAUACUUUUGUAUUGCGUGCGGAAAUUGCUACCACAUUUGGGCCGAAAAUGGUAGCAAUUUCCGCACGCAAUACUUUUGUAUACAAAAUUUGCAAACUUUGCAAGGCUAUAUUUUCCGCAUUUUACAACAUCUCGCAAGCAAACUUUGCAAUUUUACUCAUUUUAGUAUUCUCUUUCUAGCUGUGGUGAUUUAUUUGCAUCUUCUUGCCUAGUUUUAAAUUAGUCUACAAUGGGAAUUGUCUAUUGUGAUACUACUUUUGUAACUGUGCUUAUCCUAACCCAUCCUGUCAACGUUCUGUGUGGGAGGAAACCGGAGCACCCGGAGAAAACCCACGACUUUGGGCAGAGAGUUGACCGACUCUUUUCACGUGAGAAGGCAACGAGAGAAUCAAACCAUGCACGAUCUCAGAGGUGUAAGACGCUUGCUCUGCCAUCGAAGCCCCUUUCAGGUUUAUCCAAAUGUUUUUCUAAUUUUCUUUCGUAUUUAGGGACCGGUCAUUAUUUAUGGUGGGGGGGUGGCACCGAAGAGAAAUGUUUUUCGUGGCAAAAUUUUUGUUGACCCAACCAUUAAAAAGUAAAAAAUUUGAUUACCCCACCUCAAGUAUCAAUUAAAAAAUAAAUACCCACCCCUGGCCAAAAAUUUUACAAAAAGAUACCAUUCAGUUGUCACACAUGUCCCUUGCCACUUCUGUGACAUGAGUUUGAUAACGGAUUGUGAAUUUUUUUGCAGACUAAAGUUUCAUGUUGUCUGCACAUGUACUUUCUUUGGAGACAUGCACUAUUUGUCUCCCAACAAAUUGAAAAACAGUGAUCAAGAUAGUGACUCUGAUUGAUUCACAUAUUGUAUUGACAUAUGACUGUUGACAUUGCUUUUUAGUCUCCAAUAUUUCAGUGAGUCAUGCUUUGGAAAUGAUUAUUACCCAACCCUUGAGUUGUUUUGUUUUUCAUUUACCCAACCUUUUACUCACUCAGAAUUUUGUUUACCCAACCCUUUUCUCUUCGGUGCCACCCCCUGCCAUAAAUAAUGACCGGUCCCUUAAUAAUCGUUGAUCACCAUUUUUCUUGCAGCGCAGUGAAACAGGAAAGUCCUUAUGACAGAAUGAAGCAAGUUGUGAAAUGGUAUCUUUCUGGAUUUUACAAGAAACCAAAGGUACAUCCACAUUUUAAUGGCCUGUGUGUUUAUAUGAGCCCUGUUGGCCGGGAUAAAUUAUUUCUGUAUUCAUGGGAUAUGGCAAUGAAAAUUUGUCUAAUUUGAAAGAACUUUUAAAAUUAUGGGGGAAACGUUUUACAGCUUCUUCAAAUGUUGUUUAGUAUUUUGACCAAAAUGAUGAUCAUAAAUCAGUGAUCUGCCUGCUAUCUUGGAUUAUUGUGAAUAUGCAUGUUACGUCACAAGCAGGAUCAUGCACGUAUUUAACCCAGAUUAUUAGUUGAAGAGAUGGUAGAUGAAGAUUAUUAGUUGAAGAGAUGGUAGAUGAAGAUUAUUAGUUGAAGAGAUGGUAGAUGAAAAUUUUGAGUGCAGUUUUUGUACAUUUAUUAGAUCUAACCAGGAUCUAACUAUAGGACCUAGAAUACUUUUCUGCACGAAACUCGCGUUAUUUUAUGUCUAUUAAUGAGCUUAAUAGGCAAUUCCAGCUUUUAGUUUAUGCGUGCAGGGGACGAGGGGAAGUACGGUAUCACAUUGCUGAUUAUGCUGAAAAAAAUAAAAAUGGUGUGUAAACACGGAGUGAUAGCUUAUACAUGUAAAUACAGUCGAACCCCUAUAAGCGGACACCUCUCUUAAGCGGACACCUCUUUUAAGCGGACACAUAUCUCAGGUCCCAUUCGUUUUCUUUAAUAAAACACUAUCAUAACCCCUAUUAAGCGGGCACCCCUCUUUAACGGACGCGGACACCUUACUUGAGGUCCCAAUGGGCAAACCAACAUGUCUUAAGCGGACAGAUGACAGAUUGUCUGAUAAAAUGUAUUCAAUAUUCGACAGUAAAUAACAAUUGAGAUCAAUUGACAUGGCACAUUGACAGUGACACGCCAACUUGGCGCGAAGACAUCAGAGCUAAGAUUAUUAAGGAAGUGACGAGCGAGGACGGAGGACUGUGAGCCGCCUGCCAAGGAACUGAAAGAUAUGUGUCGGAUCACUGAUUAUGACAACGAACUGAACAAAAAAGAUGAAUUUGACUGGUCUCUUAACGAACCAGUCAUUAAAUCUUCCUCCGAAGCCCCUAACGUUGUCGAGCGGCUGGCAGAAUUCGCACAAUUUCGAGGUUUGGAAGAACUUUCCAACAUCAUUUUUAUGUAAAUGACAUUAUAAUGGGCUAUCGUCUGCGUGAGCCUCGAAAGCAAAUUUAUAUCGAUUCCUUUUUUAUAUGACUGUGAGAGACGUAUACAUUUUCUAAUGAACUUUUAUGCACAAAGAAUUUUUCAUUUCAUGCUAAUUAUUUGCUAGAUAUUUCUUACUGUUUUGAUACUCAAAUUACACACCUAAUUACACACCUUUGCCUCCUGCUGUGUUUUUCUAUAUACCCCUUUUAAGCGGACACCCCUUUUAAGCGGACACUUAGGCGAGGUCCCAAAGGUGUCCGCUUAAUAGGGGUUCGACUGUAUUGAAAUAUUUCGGUCGCUUCGGUAGUUUUUGUUGAAUUUUUUCAGCAUAAUCAGCAAUAUGAUACCUUACUUCCCAUCAUCCCCUGCAGGCAUAAACUAAAAGCUGGAAUUGCGUAUUAAGCAAGCGACGUUUUCCUCAACACGGACGUCACCCGAAAAAAUAUUUUUGGCGGCAUUUUGCAUCGUAGCGCUCGUGUAAGGAAGUAAAAAACUUUAAGAAUCUUAUGUUUUGUCAUAUGUGUCGAGGAUUACUACAAACUGACACAAACACAGCUUUUAAUACAGUCCCCUCUACAGCAACGUCGGUUGCUUAAGGUACGUUUGCACACUGCGAGUUGUCGCGUAGGAUGCGUAUUCCGGCGUAUGUAAUUGAAUAAGCACGGGUAAAAUAGUUGCAUUUCAAAUUUUGCUGGGAACUAAACGAGGAGGAAUUGUGGCGUCAGCAGUAAUUUUCAUACGCCAGAAUACGACAAAUCAAGAAUACGACAAUUAAGCUCCCUAUUCAUGCAUAUCGUUUAUCUAUGUGCUGUAGAAAGCAUCCUAACUAACAACAAACACUUUUCUACGCAGGGUUUGAAGAAGCCGUACAACCCGAUCAUUGGUGAGAGAUUUCGAUGUUACUGGAAACACCAGGAGACUGGAACUAGAACAUUCUUCGUGGCGGAACAGCUAUCCCAUCAUCCUCCGAUAUCUGGGUUUUAUGUCGCUAAUAGACAGGAUGGUUUUGUCGUCAAUGGUUGUAUUUUAGCCAAAUCCAAAUUUUACGGUAAGUGGUGAGGAUAUUUAUUUUUCUCCAUAUUGUAAUAGGAAAGUAUGCACCGGAAUCGCAGCUUCGUUUCCUACCAGAGGACCUAUAGUUGCAUUUUUCGCAACUGCUCCUCGUUAGGUCUACUAAAUGUAUAAAAUUUACACUCAAAAUUUCCAUCUACAAAAUCCUUCCCCCCCCCCCUCCCCGCCCCUCACUUCUGUUUCGCUAGCUACGCCACUGCCUGAGAAAUGGUGUUCAGACAGUUAUCACUUAUUUACUGAGACCGAGGGAAACAGUGUGUUUUGUGGACCCGAGACCGUCGAUAUUUCCGGAGACGAAGCCGAGGGAAACAUCGACGGUCGAGGGUCCACAAAACACACUGCUUUCCCGAGGUCUCAGUAAAUAAGUGUUUUAUUAUAUAUCAAUAGUCAAAGAAACAACAAAUUAAAGAACAAACGAACGUAAAUACAUGAAAUAUUUUAUGGUUAAAACGUUAUAUUAAACACUGGCUACACUGCAGUUACUUAAAGCGAAAGUUUUAAUUACGUACUAGGCAUGUCCAAAGGUCGCAUCUUCACGUGAUGGCGCACGUGCUUUUUGUUGUUAUUCGCCGGUCGAUAACGUAUUUUAUUAUACAUUUAAUAUGUAUUCUCGUUUCUAAUUGGUCAGAAAGCACCGGCUAAUUUUCAGUAUUCGGCAUUUAUUACGUAUUUUCCGCCGAUGACGUCAUCAGCGUCCAAUAAUUGUUUUUUUGGAUCGAACUUGCAUCCAAAAAAAAAUUAUUGGACUCUCUCGUGCCCAAACCCUUGCGCGGCCAAAAGCUUGAACCUAUAAGCGCGCGAAAAAAACAAAAAACAAACAAUUGCCUACAGCAGAUUUGCUUCGCUGAAUGAAAGUGAACUCUCCAAAUUAUUGGCAGAUAAGGAGAGUGAAAGCACGAAAAAAGCCACAAAGGGGUAAAUAGAAGUAAAAAUAGAAUAUUUAGCUGACCUUUGACUUUGUGCAAUGUGUUUGAUAUUCAAAUUGUACUUUUCCUACCUCAUGAACAGGAAUCGUUUUAUACGUUUCUCAUGUCUUUAAAUGUAUAAUAAAACAAUUAUUGGAUUCGGCUUUCGCAUGAUAUCAAGAAUUAUUCAGACCUCGGUCUAUGUUAUCCGCCUCAGCUUCGCUUCGGCAGAUAACAUUGACCUCGGUCUGAAUAAUUCUUGAUAUCAUGCUCAGCCUCAUCCAAUAAUUGCUUAAUCUCACGUGAUAUGCUCUCAACCAAUAAAACACCAGAAAAAUGCGACUUUGACUAUUGAUAUAUAAUAAUAAUGCUUAUUGAAUGCGGACUUAUUUAUGUUGUUAGUAAUUUGUUUUAUAUUUGUCAUAAGGAAACUCAACGUCAGCCAUAAUGGAUGGUUUAGCCACAUUGACAUUAUUACCGCAUGGUGAAGAUUACGUCAUCUCCAUGCCGUAUGCUCAUUGUAAAGGUGAGUGUCUGGUAAAUAAAACACACAAUGUUGACCUCUUGUGAUACAAUUUAAAUUAUAAUUAUACUGUACUUAAAGCCGUAAUACAUAGCAGUCACAUUGUAGUUAAAGACCCCGUGGUGGCGCCGCAACUUUUCCCGUAAGCAAUGGAAAACAUCCCAAGCAAUCUAGCCUGCAAAGCAUGCGUUUUAUUUGCGGGAGUUCUAUUUACCACCGACAGAAUACGCUUGCCCAGUUUUCCAAAAUCAUCUGCCUACCUACUUACCAGAUGAUCUCCAGAAGCUGCAAAAACGAGCGCUUCGUAUUGUUAAUCCUCGAAUUUGGCGGGCUUUCUUCAGUUUCUGAUAUUGAAUUAGCGACCGCGCCUAAAUGUCAGAACCAACUGUUGCUAUCAAUAUUUUUGCGUGGCGUGAAUGGGUAUCACGUAAAACUGCUGUAACAAAAUAAAGGAUUGAUGAGUGUUUCAACUAUAUUUUCACUUUAAUAGAAUACAUGAGAGUGUCGGGAAAGUAUUAAGAACAGCUAACCAAGGGCUUAAAGUCUCGGUCAAACGAGGCUGAGAGUUGAUGAGGAGUUGCAGCUCUCGCUCGCUUUUGACCGCCAACUGUCAUCGACUUUCAUGCACUUUCAUCAACUUUGAACCGGUUCAAAUUUUGAUGAGAGUUGUGUGUUUUCGCUACGCGCGCGUUAAAAUCCAGUCAACUCUCAUCAACUGUCAUGCAACUCUUGUUCUCGUUUGACCGAGGCAUGAGUGUUGAGAAAACUCUCGCUUCUCAACUCUCAUCAACUGUCAUGCAACUCUUGUUCUCGUUUGACCGAGGCAUGAGUGUUGAGAAAACUCUCGCCUCUUAACUCUCAUUCUCGAUAUUUUCUGUGCUGGUGUAAUGUACUCAGGUGACUAAGAUGUUUGUAUGAUGUUACUCUGAGUGUAUAUCCGCACCAGGCAGGCUUGAAAAAUAUGCCUGGCCACGGUGGGAAUCGAACCUACGACCUUUGGAAUACUCUCAUUCUCGUUUGAUCCGGGCUUAAGUUGUAGAAAUACUAGGAAUUACGAUCGCAGGGAAUGUGCUGCUUCAAACAUACACGUUCCGCUCCACAGCGGGGUAGUCAAAGGCAGACGUGUUCCUCGGCAGUAUGUUUUUAAUAUGAUGAUUGUUGGAUCAAUAUUGGUGAAUACGUUACCGAUCCUUCUGCGGAUUAAGGAAAUUAGGUAUAUUGAUGUGUUACUGCUGUAUAGCCUGGUUUCCAUAUGAUCGUAAUGGUUGUAAAAAUAGAGUCAGCGGUCAGUUUAUAAUAAUUUAUACCUGUAAACCACAUAUAAAUCAUAAGUAUUCUCUAGUUAUAACCACUACAUGUAUUUUCAGUUCUAAAAUGUUGUAUUUCGGCUGAUGAGAAAGAUCGUGACUCAAUCUUUACGACCGUUACGACGAUAUGGAAACCAGGCUGUUGAUAUACUAGAUUAACUAUUGCAAAGAAGGAAUUACCUCAAACAUGCACUCCCGUCCUUGCUUGAUUCAGGCUUUGUAUUAGGUAAUUGUUUACUUCACUUUCCCAGGUCUACUUAUCGGUACCCUCACGAUGGAAUAUGGUGGAACGGUGAAAAUAGAAUGCGAGAAGACUGGUUACCAUACUGAAAUCGAGUUUAAGUUGAAGGUAAA